Molecule: messenger RNA, 1149 nt
Organism: Solanum dulcamara
Lineage: Eukaryota; Viridiplantae; Streptophyta; Magnoliopsida; Solanales; Solanaceae
Product: transcription factor MYB54-like
Exons: 4
Coding region: 173-958 (261 amino acids)
Biological process (GO): regulation of DNA-templated transcription
Cellular component (GO): nucleus
Molecular function (GO): RNA polymerase II cis-regulatory region sequence-specific DNA binding; DNA-binding transcription factor activity, RNA polymerase II-specific
Source: RefSeq, a predicted model, not a curated record
AUCUUAUAAGAGACCUUCUUUCUUUUGUUUGUUAACCUAGCUAGACGUUGUUCUAUCAAUCUCAGUGUAUGCUGUAUUUUGGGGAGGAAAUUAAGAAUCAGUUGAUCAAGCUACGACUAUUUAUACGUAGCACUCUAUUAUUGGAGAGUCGAGAUCGUUCGAUCGAUCGAUCAUGUGUAGCAGAGGGCAUUGGAGACCUCAUGAAGAUGAGAAAUUGAAAGAGUUAGUUGCCAAAUAUGGACCUCAUAAUUGGAACGCUAUUGCUCUAAACUUGCAAGGCAGAUCAGGGAAAAGUUGUAGGUUGAGAUGGUACAAUCAAUUGGAUCCAAGAAUCAAUAGGAGUCCUUUCACAGAAGAGGAAGAAGAAAGACUUCUUUCUUCACAUAGAAUUCAUGGGAAUCGAUGGGCUAUGAUAGCUAGGUUAUUUCCUGGACGUACUGAUAACGCUGUGAAAAAUCAUUGGCACGUUAUUAUGUCCAGAAAAUGUAGAGAAAGAUCAAAGAUUUAUUCCAAUAGAGCUGCCCAAAAAUCAACAAACCAACAAGACAAUAAUAAUAAUAACAAUAAUAUCGUCCAAGAUAUCAGAAAAAGAAGUUGCAUUGAUCAUCAUCAACAAUUGUUACAAAGAUAUACAAGUAAUUGUUACCAAUUCAUGACUACUUAUGAUGAUCAUAGUUCCUUUUAUCCGAAGGAGUUUCAUUUCAACCACAUGAUUCCUCUCCAUUUCAACAUGGAUCAAGAUAAGAAUGAACAAGCACUGGAAUGCUAUGAUUUUUUACAAGUGAAUAAUACUGCUGGCUCAAAUAAAAGUGAAGUGAUAGAUCAUAUUGCACUUAGAAGGGGUACGGAUGAAGAAGUGGAACAAGAAAAUGGCAUUGAUAAUAAUAAUAUUUCUUCACAAAGCGAAAAGGCUCCAGUGAGAUUUAUAGAUUUCCUAUCAGUUGGAGAUUCAUCCUAAUUUCUUUCCUUUUAUUUUUUUUUAAUCGUCUAUGAGACAAAAACUUCUCAUUGAAAAAUUCAGUGAGGACAAUAUUUAUAAUUCUGUUUUACAAAUUUAGGACCUCUAACUGGACUGGAUGAAUCCUGUAAAAUUAUAUAUGAAGCUUUUUGCAUGCAUAAGGGACGUGUAUGGCAUGGAUAUUGUUAUAA